Molecule: messenger RNA, 1934 nt
Organism: Siniperca chuatsi (mandarin fish)
Lineage: Eukaryota; Metazoa; Chordata; Actinopteri; Centrarchiformes; Sinipercidae
Product: phospholipase ABHD3-like
Biological process (GO): medium-chain fatty acid biosynthetic process; medium-chain fatty acid catabolic process
Molecular function (GO): monoacylglycerol lipase activity; acetylesterase activity
Source: RefSeq, a predicted model, not a curated record
AAAAGAUGCUCAACUUUGUUUCUGAGUCAGUCUGUGACCCGCGCGGUGGACGCUCCACGGUGAGGACGGACACCGGCCGUUUCUCCUCAAACAUACGACCCUCGGCUGCACCGCUGAAUAAAAGCCUGCGGGUGGAUACCAGCUCUUCACCGUCACCGUCAGUGCUGAUGGGACAUCUCGGAGUAGAGGAGUGGCUUUAAAACAUCUUUAACGUUAGCUGGUGAUGAUGAAGGCACGUUGUCGGACAUUAACUAUAUCGUUACACGUCUGUCAGUCAGUUGUGUCUCUCGCUGUGUCGGUUAACGAGUCAUUUACAUACUGUCAGCUACCAGGUUAGCUCUGUACAUUAGCUAAAAAGAUCAUGGCCAUGUUUUCAUCAUAUUUGGAGCUAUGGAGAACAUAUUGGGAGUGUGUUUCCAGACCUUAUACGGUGUUCAUCUGCUCCCUCGCGGCCGCACUUUACUAUCUGUGGGCCCGCAAGUGUCAGACACCGACUCUGGUUUCUAGCGCUGCUUUCAGUGCGUUCCUCUACAAGCACUGUCCUGUGGUGGCUGAGCGCUUCAGUCCCACUCCGUGGUGUUGGGGAGGCCGACUUCAAACCCUGGUCUGCGUCCUCCUCAAGUCCAGACCCCCCGUCACUUAUCGCAAUGAGCUGAUCCGUACGGUUGAUGGUGGUCAGAUCUCCCUGGACUGGGUGGACAAUGAGGCCAGUGGGACCUACCCAGAAUCCUCUACCCGUCCCACGGUGCUGAUCCUCCCAGGCCUGAUGGGGAACAGCCGGCAGUCCUAUGUGCUCCAUGCCAUUGGCCAGGCCACCCGCCCCAAGGCUACAGGUCAGUUAUGUGUGGUCUUCAACAACAGAGGCACUGCACGGGAGGAGUUGCUGACACCUGUUACCUACUGCGCAGCCAAUACCUCAGACCUUGAGCGUGUGGUGCAGCAUGUCAAAGGACUUUACCCACAUGCGCCUGUGCUUGGUGCUGGUGUGUCUUUGGGAGGCAUGAUAUUGAUAAACUACCUGGCCCGUAAGCGCACACAGUCAGGGAUGGUGGCGGGUUUAACCAUCUCUGUACCAUGGGAUGCAGUGAAGUCCGCUGACUCAAUGGAAGAACCACUCAACUGGCUGCUGUUCAAUAAACACCUCACGAGAGGCCUGUGUCGUGUUGUCACCAGACAGAGGAAGGUUCUGGAGAAAGAGGUGGACGUCGACUAUGUCCUGAAGGCACGGACUAUCCGUGAGUUUGAUGAACGCAUCACCUCUGUGCUGUUUGGUUAUAAAUCUUGUAUGGAUUAUUACCGCGAUGCCAGCCGACAAAAACUCCCCAAUACAGCAGUACCCAUCUUGUGCCUCAACGCUGCUGAUGACCCCUUCUCUCCCCAACAUGCCUUCCCAGUGACCAUAGUCGAGAGCCUGCCUAAUGUCGCUCUGUUGUUGACGGCCCAUGGUGGACACAUCGCCUUCCUGCAGGGGUUGUUUCCCCGUGGUGAGAGCUACAUGGAUCGCCUGUUUGGUCAGUUUGUCCAAGCCGCCUUUGAACACCCGACUGACAUCAAGAAAGCCUGUGGCAUUAAGGAGGAGAAGAUGAGCUGAUUAUCUUUCACCCCAUCACUCUCUGAAGAAUAUGAAGUCACUGCUUAGCUUUGCGUGCUGAUAUCUUGCCACAAAAAUGUUGGCUAAUUGUGUUUAUUAGUGCCGAUUGCUUGGCCUCCAGUAUUGCUGCUACAACACGAAUCAAAAUUAAUACUGUUGAUUUGAGGUAUGAAUGAGUAUAUACACUAACAACAUGAAAGAAACUUACUCUACUAUACAGAUGUUAAGUACUGUAAUAAUGAAUCAUUUCUCAUUUUAAGUAUAAUGAGGGCUGCAUUUAAAAAAUAAAAUACAUAGAGCUUUCGAAAAAAUGUGCAUCCGAAAAUAAAGUGGAUUGAUCAUA